GAUGACGCACUGCUUGCCGCCAUCGUUGUGUGUUCAGAAAGAAAGAGCAGCCGCAGAUCUUGUUUUAUGUGAGUUUUAUCCAGGUGUAGUUUCUACAAAGAGAUUAUUGUAUUUAUUUUUACACCAGUCGGCUCCGGUUCUGGCACAGUGUGAUCCGCAGCUUCCGGUUCUGAUGGCGAACGAGAGGCUCAGGGUUUUGGAGGACGUGGAGAAAGAUAUAGCGAUGGUUCUGCAGUGUGCUGGAAACAUCGUCCUGGAGUUGUCCAAAGACAAACACAACGCCAGCUUCCUGGACAGACAGCUGGUCCAGUUCCAGACCUCAAUCAACCGCAUAGAGAGCGAGCUGAGCGCCCAGAUCCGGUACCUCACACAGGUAGCUACAGGUCAGCCUCAUGAAGGCUCCACCUAUUCAGCCAGGAAGGACUGUCAGAUGGCGCUGAACAGAGCUGAGUAUGCAAAGGUCAAACUGGGAGAACUGGGUCGGACGUGUGAAGCCACACUGGAGCAGCAGCAGCAGCAGCAGCAGACAUGAGGACAGAGACACUGUGUCCCAGUCUGUCCACACAUCUGUUUGACUUUUGUUCAAACACUGAAGCAGAACAAACUGAUCUGAUCUAAAAGGAAACAAACUUGUUCAAAGGAGAUUUGUCUUUUUUAUUUGUUUUAUGUUUGGAUCGAUUUUGUUGUUUGGGCCUUUUUAUAUACUAGCACACAAAACAGUUUAUUUAUUACAAAUGUGCUUUCACAACAAUGUCCCAAAUAUGUGUUAUAAAUAUGUAAUAAAAAUCAUCAUUUUUGUGCAGGGCUUUUCAAGAAAAAAAAGUUGUCUUCAAGAAAAGAACGAUCUAUUUGUUCGGUCUUGUGUCACGUUGGGCUGGAUUUCUUCUUUGUUUCUAACUUUUUUAAAGAAAACACAAGCUUAUCAUUUCAUAAAAUGAUUUGUUUAACCUGAUGCUUUUCAUGACAGAGUUGUAUCUGACGGGUCAAAUGAUGAAACAUUUGUAUGGCGAGUGUGGCAGCCACUGCCUUUAUCUCUGUCUCUGUAAAUCUGAGUACGCUGUAGCCAGUUUGUGUUUUCUCAUGUUGAUUCUGGGUCAUCACAUUUUUGUAAUAAAUAUGAAUGAAWUUUUGGAAAGAUAACAUUGUAAAAAACGUUCCAUGCCACAGAGAUGAGCAGUAUUCAUAGAAGUCGUAUCAGGAAGUGAUGUGAAAGUUCUGAACAGAUGGAUACAGACACUGUAGAGAAGAAUCUGUUUCUUUAGAUUAUUUUGWGUCACUAUCAAAGAGUCAGUUUAAAUAAUGUUUCAAUAAAUAAAACCUUGCAAUUCAUUUUCUUAAGGCGUUCCCCUUCGAUGUCACUUCCUGUUUCACAAAAUGCCAGUUAUGUGACCAAAUAUGUAAAACCAUGUGUGUAUUAUGGCAAGUUUCAUUAUACUGUACGUUUAAAGAUGUUAGACUUUUUGUAUUUGAAGGAUAAGCAUGUCACAUCUAAUAAUUACUUUCUAUAAGUUUCAUUAUGUCCAGUGGGUGAUGARAUGUUUUGUAACAGACAGGCAAAAACACAUUGUCCACCUUGGUUCKGUCAUUCUGUUUUCUGUGCUACAGUGUCUUUUGUUGGACAACUUUUGAUUAAACUAAAUAAAUUUGAACUCAUUUGGGA
Austrofundulus limnaeus is the source of this 1660-nucleotide messenger RNA. It is a transcript of the gene med11, whose product is annotated as mediator complex subunit 11. Gene Ontology annotation, cellular component: mediator complex. NCBI's taxonomy places the organism in Eukaryota, Metazoa, Chordata, Actinopteri, Cyprinodontiformes, Rivulidae. Gene Ontology annotation, molecular function: transcription coregulator activity. The record is from RefSeq and is a predicted model, not a curated record. The coding region runs from base 2 to 532 and encodes 176 amino acids. The transcript is spliced from 3 exons. Gene Ontology annotation, biological process: regulation of transcription by RNA polymerase II.